This is a messenger RNA of Cutaneotrichosporon cavernicola, 585 nucleotides long. RefSeq lists its product as uncharacterized. Gene Ontology annotation, biological process: Arp2/3 complex-mediated actin nucleation; actin filament polymerization. Gene Ontology annotation, molecular function: actin filament binding. Bases 1 to 585 code for a protein of 194 amino acids. Lineage: Eukaryota; Fungi; Basidiomycota; Tremellomycetes; Trichosporonales; Trichosporonaceae. The record is from RefSeq and is a predicted model, not a curated record. The transcript has 5 exons. Gene Ontology annotation, cellular component: Arp2/3 protein complex; actin cytoskeleton.
AUGCGCAAGUUGACAGAAGACGGUGACUCUAUCAUCCCGGCUAAGGCGCGAUCCCAACUCAAGCUCUUCGCAACUCUGUCCAACACCCUCCGGCCGUACCUCAACGCGGUGCGAGCGUCGCUUACUGCGGCGCUCACGCUCGAGAACUUCUCUUCGCAGGUCGUCGAGCGGCAUAACAAGCCCGAGAUUGAGGCCAACAAGACGCCUGAGGUGCUCCUCCAGCCAUUGGUGGUUGCGCGUAAUGAGAGCGAGAAGGUCCUCAUCGAGCCGUCGAUCAACUCGGUCCGUGUCAGCAUCAAGAUCAAGCAGGCCGACGAGAUUGAGAAGAUCCUCUGUCACAAAUUUACGCGAUUCAUGAUGAUGCGCGCCGAGAACUUUGUCAUUCUGCGCCGCGCCCCGAUUCCCGGCUACGACAUCUCGUUCCUCAUCACCAACUUCCACGCCGAGACCAUGCUCAAGUAUAAGCUCGUCGACUUUGUGAUCCAGUUCAUGGAGGAUGUCGACAAGGAGAUCUCGGAGAUGAAGCUCUCGCUCAACGCCCGUGCGCGCAUCGUCGCAGAGAGCUACCUCGCUACCUUCUCGUGA